This is a messenger RNA of Phlebotomus argentipes, 2603 nucleotides long. RefSeq names its product cullin-4A (gene Cul4). NCBI's taxonomy places the organism in Eukaryota, Metazoa, Arthropoda, Insecta, Diptera, Psychodidae. The record is from RefSeq and is a predicted model, not a curated record. Gene Ontology annotation, molecular function: ubiquitin protein ligase binding. Gene Ontology annotation, biological process: ubiquitin-dependent protein catabolic process; protein ubiquitination; DNA damage response. The transcript has 6 exons. Gene Ontology annotation, cellular component: Cul4-RING E3 ubiquitin ligase complex. The coding region runs from base 179 to 2584 and encodes 801 amino acids.
GGGCCUUGGAGACAAUCGACUCGCGUUCGCUAUAGUGAAUGUAUGGCGAAGAGUGACGGGGUUUCGUGGAAAGUUUGUGGCAUUUUUACCCCUUUGAAGCGUGAUUGACGUGUAGCGUGACCCAGAGUGACGCCCGUGAACCCUCAGGCAGUGGCCCAGUGUCGAAAUAUGCCCUUCUAUGUCUAGCCACUCGGACAGGACGCAGAGAGACAGUAUCCAGAGCGGCGGCAGGAAGCAUCUGCAAGAGAACCAGACGGCCAGUCCAGUCAUUCAUCCACCGGCCAAGAGGCACAGGAUGAACGUGAAGGCGGAGGGUGUGCAGGAGGAGAAGCGGGCCAACUUCUCCGCCCUCGGCAACUCCAAUGGGGCGCUCCUCAAGUUGCCCUCAAGCAAUCUGGCCGCCAAGCCGGGCGACAUCAAGAAGCUCGUGAUCAAGAAUUUCAAAAGCAAGCCAGUUUUGCCGGAGAACUACCAGGAGCACACAUGGGAGAAGCUGGAGAAGGCAGUGAUGGCCAUCCAGACGUCCAAAUCUAUCGCCUAUUCGCUGGAGGAAUUGUAUCAGGCGGUGGAGAAUCUUUGCAGCCACAAGAUGGAUUCGCAGCUGUACAGCAAAUUGUAUGCACUCACAGAGGCCCACGUGAAGUCCAACAUUGAGCCCUUCCUUGCGGACACCAUGGACAAGUUGGUGUACCUGAAGAACAUGAACGGUUGCUGGCAGAGUCAUUGUCAGCUCAUGAUCAUGAUCCGGAGCAUCUUCCUCUACCUGGAUCGCACGUACGUGCUGCAGAAUCCCACUGUGCACUCGAUCUGGGACAUGGGCCUGGACCUGUUCAGGAAGCACAUCGCCUUGAACAUCCUUGUGCAGAAGCGCACGGUGGACGGCCUGUUGAUCCUCAUCGAGAAGGAGCGCACGGGUGACACGGUGGACAGGACGUUGCUGAAGAAUCUGCUGCGAAUGCUGUCGGAUCUUCAGAUCUACCAAUUGGCGUUUGAGGAUAAGUUCCUCGUGGCCACGAGGCAGCUGUAUCAGGCGGAAGGACAGCGUAUGAUGCAGGAAUUGGAUGUGCCAGAGUAUCUGCAGCACGCAGACAAGCGGCUGGCGGAGGAGAAUGAGCGCCUGCUGCACUAUUUGGAUCCCAGCACGAAGCCACAGCUGAUCUACACGGUGGAGAAGCAGCUGCUGAGUGAGCAUCUGACGGGCAUUCUGCAGAAGGGCUUGGACAGUCUUCUGGAGGAGAAUCGCCUGGCGGAUCUGCAACUACUCUACUCACUGUUCAGUCGUGUGAAGAACGGCACGGCUGAAUUGUGCUCCAACUUUAAUGGGUACAUCAAGAAGAAAGGUCGCACAAUUGUGAUCGAUCCGGAGAAGGACAAGAGCUUGGUGCAGGAUCUGCUGGACUUCAAGGACAAGAUGGACAACAUUGUGAACUCGUGUUUUGAGCACAAUGAUAAGUUUGUGAACUCACUGCGUGAGGCUUUUGAGUUCUUCAUCAAUCAGCGCGCCAACAAACCCGCCGAGCUAAUUGCCAAGUAUGUGGACUUGAAGCUGCGGGCGGGCAACAAGGAGGCCACGGAGGAGGAGCUGGAGCAGAUCCUGGACAAGAUCAUGGUGCUGUUCCGCUUCAUUCACGGCAAGGACGUGUUCGAGGCAUUCUACAAGAAAGACUUGGCGAAGCGUCUGCUGGUGGGGAAGAGCGCCUCGGUGGAUGCGGAGAAGAGCAUGCUGUCGAAGUUGAAGCAGGAGUGCGGUGGUGGCUUCACGUCGAAGUUGGAGGGGAUGUUUAAGGACAUGGAGCUAAGUAAGGACAUUAAUAUUGCGUUCAAGCAGCACUUGGUGGGGCAGGAGAAGGACUACAACACCAGCAUCGAUCUCACGGUGAACAUCCUGACGAUGGGCUACUGGCCGACGUAUCCGAUCAUGGACGUCACGAUGCCGCCACAAUUGGUGGCCCUGCAGGGACUGUUCAGCAAGUUCUACUUGGCCAAGCACAGCGGGAGGAAGCUCCAGUGGCAGCCCACGCUUGGGCACUGCGUCCUCAAGGCGGUGUUUGAUCAGGGGCCGAAGGAUUUGCAGGUGUCGCUCUUCCAGGCGCUGGUGUUGCUGCUGUUCAACCAGAAGGACACCCUGGCUUUCGAGGAUAUCAAAUCCAUGUCGAAUAUCGAGGAUGGCGAAUUGCGGAGGACUCUGCAGAGUUUAGCGUGCGGCAAGGCCAGAGUGAUCACGAAGAUCCCGAAGGGCAGAGAAAUUGAGGAUGGUGACAAAUUUCAAUUCAACAACGAAUUCACAAAUAAGCUCUUCAGGAUCAAGAUCAAUCAGAUUCAGAUGAAGGAGACUACGGAGGAGCAAAAGGCCACGGAAGAGCGAGUCUACCAGGAUCGGCAGUAUCAAAUCGAUGCGGCAAUAGUUAGAAUUAUGAAAAUGCGAAAGACCCUCAGCCACAAUCUUCUCAUCAGUGAACUCUACAAGCAGCUCACGUUCCCUGUGAAGCCGGCCGAUUUGAAGAAGCGCAUUGAGUCGCUCAUCGAUCGGGAUUAUAUGGAGCGCGACAAGGACAACCAGAAUCAAUACAAUUAUGUCGCCUAAAGCCUGCGCAAGUACCCAG